Messenger RNA from Acipenser ruthenus (sterlet), 1808 nucleotides. RefSeq names its product cysteine-rich protein 2-like. The transcript is spliced from 8 exons. The record is from RefSeq and is a predicted model, not a curated record. Lineage: Eukaryota; Metazoa; Chordata; Actinopteri; Acipenseriformes; Acipenseridae. The coding region runs from base 56 to 805 and encodes 249 amino acids.
AGAGAAAUCAGAAGGGCGCUGGACGUUUACAUUAGGGAGGGCGUGGGGAGUGGUUAUGCAAAUAAAGAGCGGUGCCUUGCAAUUGAUGGGAGCCAGUGGUGCUGGAGAGAAGAGCGCAUUUUCUGUGUGGAAAAGGGACGGACAGACUGUCGUGGCGUUGAAAUUGAAUCUAAAUACCAUGGCAUCCAAGUGUCCAAAAUGCGAGAAAACCGUCUAUUUCGCCGAGAAGGUCACUUCCCUGGGAAAAGACUGGCACAAGUUCUGUCUAAAGUGUGAGCGCUGUAACAAGACUCUGACUUCAGGGGGCCACGCUGAGCAUGAUGGGAAACCAUUCUGCCACAAGCCGUGCUACGCUGCUCUUUUUGGGCCAAAAGGUGUCAAUAUUGGUGGUGCAGGGGCAUACGUCUAUGAUAACCCCCCUGUGAACUCUCAGCAAACGAGCGCCGCAGUCGAGUCGGCCCCCAAAACGGAGGAGGAGAGAAAGACCUCUGGACCCCCCCGGGGACCUGUGAAAGCUGCAAGCAUUACCAGUUUUUCAGGAGAGCCCAAUAUGUGCCCCAGGUGUAACAAGAAGGUUUAUUUUGCGGAGAAGGUGACGUCCCUGGGGAAGGACUGGCAUCGCCCGUGUCUACGUUGUGAGCGUUGCAGCAAGACCCUGACUCCGGGGAGCCACGCAGAGCAUGAUGGGCAGCCCUACUGCCACAAGCCCUGCUAUGCAACUCUGUUUGGACCAAAAGGUGUGAACACUGGUGGGGUGGGCAGCUACAUCUAUGAGAAGGACCCAAGCACUGAAGCCCAGCCCUGAGCAGCCCUGAGAAGCAUGCAGCUCUAGCUCUUCCUACUGUCCCACUACCUGGGGAAAAAAACCCAUCCAUAAACAGGGGUAGCUCUGCAGUCACCUGGACCAAAACAAUGCAAGGGAAUCAGGAGAUUUCCAUUGGCUAAUAAAUUAUUCACUGGACCACCCACUAUAAAUAUAUUCACUCCACCAAGGACUCUUAUUAACUCUUUCAACACUGCAGACCAGUAUACAGGGCUUGGAAAGUAACUGUUGCUGUAGUAUAGGAGCACCACUUAAACACCACACCAGUCUUGUUUGGCCAUACAUGUUCAUAAACCACUUUUUUUUCAGACACUGAAAUUGGUUAAUAACCUAUUCUAGUGUUACCUUUCUGUAAAGUUUCUGAAAUAUUUCAAUAUAUAGUGCUGGAAGAAUUACAGAAGGAAUACAGGGUUGUAUAAAUAUUAUCACGACCAUUGCAGCGUGAGACAAGGCCUCUUUGUGGUAAAAAAAGGGGCUGCCUUUUCUUAACAAAAACAAAACAAAACAAAAAACCUUCCGAGCUAAUCUUUUAAGCACGUCUACUCUGACAACCUGCUAUAAAAAAUGAAACCAAAUUUAUAUUAUUUGUAAUUUAAUACAAAUUACCAUUGUAUCACUAUGACCAGCAACGUAUUUGGUUAUUAGGGAACAUCCUAAAUAAUGCAGGAGCACCACCGCCUCUAUACAGCAGAGGGCGCUAGGUACUUCUGCUUGCCCAAACAUUUAUUGCCCAACUGUUUAUUUGUCUACCUGGUGACUGAAGAACUGUUCCUGUUCCUUUUUAUUUUAAGAGUAAUACUGCUAGUAGUAGAUAUUAGGCUAGAAACGGCAAACUGACUGGGUAGAUAAGCUAAGAAAAUCUGCAUUAUGUUUUUAUGUUAUGCAAAGUAACUGGGCAUGGAAAUUCAGGGCUUUUUAUGAGAUUGUAUUAUUAAGAUCUGAUGUCUUUUUGAACCCUAAUUAAAAAAAAACAGUUCUUAUGUCA